GUCCAUGGGCAAGUCAUUUAACAUAACCUGACACACAAAUCAUCGCUGGUAUAACAGGAAUAGUGUUGUGUUGCCUGGUGCCACUUUGUUUAUUUCUUAUUUAGAUUAAGAAUAUUAUUUCGACAUCAACCCGGUCAUACAGCAGUGAUGAAGGUGACUGCCUACUUUGAGUUGUUGGCCGGGCUGCAAUUUUCCUGGUCGGAAACCAUGGUAGUGGAUUGUGGCAGCCGGGAACCUCUUCACUACAGACUCCAGGGGGCUUCCCCAAGAUGACGUGUAGUUGCCGGGCACCAGAACCAAUUUCUCUCAGCUGUUCGGCACGGGGAAUCUGACCAGCAGACUUGUCCAUUGGCACCAGUUGGCACACAGGUUGAUGGCACUUGCGUAGGUAGUCGUGGGGAGAAGUGAAGUCUGUAUGGAUCUGGUCGAUGGCAAAAUAAUUUACUGUUACACUGUUCUUAACUUUCACUAAGUAACUCUGAAACAAUUGCCGCUGGACAAACGACACAAAAACCUUCAAAAUCUUCAAAGCGAAAUCGCUAUAAUAAAGAAAAAGUUACAAUUAAGUUCCUAAGGCGCUUUGGGAUCAGUCUUGAAAAUGUUUUUCAUAACAGUACAUCAUUCAAACUUACAUAAUAGAAAUGAUUACUUGACUAAUAGGAAAUAAAUUAUUUCAAUUACUAACUGAGUGGGGAUUACACAACAAAAUUUGAUUAGUAUUACAAAAACAGGAUUCUUAAAUGAUCACUAAGCAUAGUUGUAGAGAUCUAAUUAUACAUGUUAUACUCACUAGAUGGCAGUAUGGUUACACGAUAGACACAAGCUUAAUUCCUGAGUUCAUGUCUGACUCAUUUUACGUCGUACAAAAGUAAAAGUUAAACAACAUUUUUCCAUUAUUAUGAAUUGAGUUACUGAUAGAUUAAACAUUGAAUUCACAUUGCAUUCAGGCUUGGGCUGAAGGGGAAGAAUAUAGAGAAAUGUUAUUUUCUGGACGCCACUUUUGGUGAUCUGGUGGCUAUGACUGUCUUCAGGCUAUGGGUCAGAAUGAGGUGAAGAAAGAAAGGGGGGUUGUUGGAGUUUGCUUGUGUGUGUGUGUGAGAGUAUGUGUGAUUUAGACAGAGAGGGGGAAGAGCAAAGGAUUCACGCUUGGGUCAUAAUUACAGUUCUUUUAAUGUUCCCUUAUUUGGAGAAGCAAAGAGUCCUUAUCAAUCAAAGUUCUUGUUCCCCUGACUGAACUAUGUCCCACGGACUGUGACUUUGUCAGUGUGCCCAGGAUGUCCGGUAAAGGAGGAGGCUGCAACGCCAGUGGCCAAAAAGUCGAAUAGAACGUGUUUCUAUUGUUGCUGUGGUGGAAGGAAUGCAACAUAAUGCAACAGUGGAUAUAAAUUGUAUUUUUGGAUCUCAUAUAGCAGUACAACCCGAGCAAUUAUCUCUGGUCUUUGCAUUUCACUGAGGACGUCUUUGCCUACCGGACUCGGCACCCGCCAGCCGGCUGACUGGCCAGGAUUAUCGGCUACUGAAGGACAGUAAAGUUCCACCUUUAUUGGGCCGAGUGUCGAUUCAGGACUCCAAACUAGGCCACAGCUUGUGAAAAACAGAUCCUCCACCAACAGCAUCUGUGAGAACACUGCUAUCCAUGGAAAAGAACAUGUGAGAGACAAAGGAUCCACAGUACUCACAGUAUGACAGACCAUCAGAGGAGGACGUUUGUGCGAGUGUUGUGCUUCAGUCAAGCGACAGCCUUAAGACAACACAGCGGCCAGCAGCAUCCGGUAUCCACAGGAAGACAUGUCAGGUGGACCACUCUCACUUUCUGCCCUGAGAGCUCCAGCACUAGCUGACAAAAAGCACCAUGUCUGCUGGAUUGAGGCUGGUGAUCUUGCUGCUGUUGAUGCUGCUGUGUUGUUGGCAACUGACCACUGCCAAAGAAGGAAAAUCCACAAAGAAGGGAAAGAAAGGCAAGCAAGUCGUCUGUCCAUCCCAGUUGUCCCCAGAAGAUAUGGCCCAGGUUCCGGCUAACUCCACCUCAAACAUCUUGAACCGUCUUAUGGUCAGUUAUGACCCAAGAAUAAGGCCUAACUUUCAAGGUAUCCCAGUUGAGUCCAGGGUGAACAUCUUCAUUAAUAGCUUUGGGUCCAUCCAGGAGACCACUAUGGACUACAGAGUAAAUAUAUUUCUUCGUCAGAGAUGGAAUGACCCUCGUCUACGACUUCCUACUGACUUUAAGAGUGAGGCACUAACUGUUGACCCCAACAUGUUCCAGUGUUUGUGGAAACCAGACCUUUUCUUUGCCAAUGAGAAAAACGCAAACUUCCAUGAUGUCACACAGGAUAACAUUCUGCUCUUCAUCUUCAGGAAUGGAGAUGUCUUAAUCAGUAUGAGACUGUCGGUGACGUUGUCUUGUCCCUUGGAUCUUACGCUCUUCCCAAUGGACACACAGCUGUGUAAGAUGCAGCUCGAGAGCUUUGGCUAUACCACCAGUGAUCUCGUGUUCAUGUGGCAGUCUGACCCAGUUCAGAUGGAUGAGAUUGCUCUCCCUCAGUUCGACAUCAAACAAGAGGACAUAAAAUAUGGAAACUGCACAAAGUACUACCAAGGAACAGGAUACUACACCUGCGUUGAAGUGAUUUUUACAUUGCGUCGGCAGGUUGGUUUCUACUUGAUGGGAGUUUAUGCGCCAACUCUCUUGAUUGUCGUUUUAUCCUGGUUAUCAUUCUGGAUCAACCCUGAUGCCUCAGCUGCAAGGGUGCCACUGGGUAUUUUAUCAGUACUCUCUCUGUCCAGUGAGAGUAUGCUGUUGGCGUCAGAGCUACCAAAGGUUUCCUACGUAAAGGCCAUUGAUAUCUGGCUCAUUGCCUGUCUACUUUUUGGGUUUUCAUCACUGGUGGAAUACGCUGUGGUGCAGGUGAUACUGAACAGUCCCAAACUUAUUGAGGAGGAGAAGGCCAAAAUGGCCACGAAGGAAAAAGCUUUGAAAGAGAAAGAAGGAAAGAAGCCUUCAAAUAAAAACAACACAGUGAAUGGGACUGGUGGAACACCCAUACAUGUCAACACUCUGCAGGUGGUAGAAACUCGCUGUAAGAAAGUUUGCACCUCCAAGUCAGACCUUCGCUCCAAUGACUUCAGCAUCGUGGGAUCUUUACCUCGAGACUUUGAACUUUCCAACUUUGACUGUUAUGGUAAACCAGUUGAAGUGACAGGGGCCCUCAAGUCCCAGAACAAAACUAACAAGAAACCCCCACCACCCAAACCUGUCAUACCCGCUGCUGCCAAACGCAUUGACCUCUAUGCAAGAGCCCUCUUCCCCUUUUCCUUCCUCUUCUUCAAUGUCGUCUACUGGUCUGUCUAUCUGUGAGAGGGAGAGGAGGAGAGUAGUGGUUUGUAUCCUGUAGUUUGUAACCAUACUGAUACUGAAACUAUAUUGAAGAAGACAGAUUACAUAGCAAAUUCAUAUAUUGAUAUAUCACUAUAUACUGGUAAAAUCAAGAUUUCUAACAUUUCAGGGGCAUGUUUGCAGAGCUGCAGAGGCUGCUGUGGACCCUGGGAGUAACUGUAAAUCACCACUACUACAAAACCUUGGGGCUGUUGGCUGAGUCCCCUUUAAGCCCAGGCAUUAAGUAGGCACUGCAUGUGUGUCUCUGUCUGAUACAGGACAUUGUGCUUAAUGUAAACUAAACCUUGCUGUGGUCACACCAAUACCACUACGCUGUGCAUUAGAAAAAAAUUAUUUUUACUGGGGGUAAGAUUACUGGUAACACUUUAUGUUAAAGGUGUAGAACUGCAAAAUGGCUAACACUAACGAAAGCCGCGUUUCCACCCAAAGUACCCGGAACUUUUAUUCCCAGGAGCUACUUUUUAAGGAACUAAAAGGUUCCAUCAGCCUGUUGUUGUCUGUGUUUCCACCGCGGUCUGAAGACCCACUAGGCAAAUUACACCCAUUAAGUUACACCCAUCACACAGCUGUUGUUUUAAUUUACUAAACACAACACCUGCAAUUCAGCAUAAGGACCUCGGCUUAUUUUAACCUAUGCACUCUCACCUGUUUUAAAAACUGAGCCUUACCGGUGUAUAAUGGGGAAAUUGAGAGCCACUGCUUCCUCAGAGCGUUGUAAAUAAUCAGAAAAUAGAAAUGUGUAAGGGACCUUUUGGGGUGUAAAGUAAUGUCCCCGGAACUUCAUUUAGACCCUGGUCUAGAGUUUCUCUAAAGGUUCCUAGUCCCUGGGGAAAGUUCCUGCGGUGGAAACGCAGCUUAAAUAAACCUUAGAAAAUAAAUAUAAGAAUAUAUACAGAAUCAAUGAAUACAUAUAUUGCAAAAUAAUUCAAUAAAUGAUUACAAAAAUAUAACUUCUAUGUUAUUUCAUCAUUCUUAUUUUCACAGUAACUGUUUAAUUGGAGUUCAUUAUUAUUUUCAUUAACAGUUCUCAUUUUGAAAGAUUAUUGGUGCCACCAUGACAAAAUAAUUGCUUAGGGUCCUUUUGAACAAGAUACUUUUAUGUUAUAACAAGAUAUUUCUCAUGUUAUAAUGACAUUUUCAUGUUAUUAUGAAUGUAAAUAUGUGCUUUUAAUCAUAUAACAGGAUUAAGGAAUAUAGUUUGUUAUAACAAAAAAUGUUUCUGGUUAAAACUGAAAAAUGUGGUAUGUUGUAAUAAUGAGAAAAAUAACAUGAUAACAUGAAAAAUUUAAUGUGGAAAGGAUAAUAAAAUAUAAAAUGUAUGCAGUGGUGGUAGCAAUACGCAGUUGAAUGAAAUACAAUAUUUCAAUAUUUUAUUUUUACUUUUACAUUUUCCCAGUAACACCUUUAUUUCAUAAUAUGUUAUUUUAUGACAAUGUUGUCAAAACCCUUUUAACCCUUGCCCUUUACCCUGCUACUGAAUUUAGCUAGCUAGCUCUUCUUAAAUAACAACGAUUUCAUAAUUACUCUGCCGUAGCCACAUAGCUGCUGUAAAUGCGAGUUUACAGCAGUAACUGGCAUUAAAUGCUCUGGUUUUGAUGCUAAGUGAAAAAGGAUUGGAAAAAGCCAAGCUAUAGUAAUAGUUAUGGUGUUAUCUGGCUUUCAUAUCCUCUCCUAGCUGCUUCAGAGCAUGAACUAACUUAACCAGUGUAGAAGGUUGAUCACAUUUGCAGUGAAUCUUGCUUUGUUACUGUGUGGUCACUCAUUUCACUCACUUUUUAAUGAGGAACUGCUAAAAUGCACAGAGCAGGACACAAGCUCAAUGCACCUCCAUUUUAACUAUCCCCGCACUCAUGUGCUGACACUCGUAAAUAUCACCAUGCCAGAUGAUAAUGUAUGAAUAUACAUAUUGCUUAGAAGACUGCUUUCUUGACAGUUCACAAUCAGCAGAUGGAAUUAAUAGUAGUUUAACUUCUGAAUUCAUGCUAAAAUCAUGUAUCCCGUAUGACCAUAUCCUGUGGUUGGUCUGCUUUGCUUUCACACCACAAAUUAACCACAGUCUGCUUAAAAGUGGACAAGGAUUUGCAUCUUCAGGUGGUCACAGUCCAGUUGUUUGGUCCACACCAGAGUUUGUUUGGUAGCUUUUACACCAGCCUAAAUGAAGCAAACCCAAUGGGUUUUUAGCCUGACCAUUUAACUUCACACAUAAACAAAAUAUGAUAACAUACUUACCAUCUUAGUAAUUGAUAUGAUGGAAUUUCUCUGGCUCUUGCACCAAUUAAUCGAUGUUCUUGGAUUAACACAUGCAUUAGAUGCUAUUCACUAGUGAUAAUUCAUAAAGUUUUACAUACUUUGUUAAUGUUCCUUAUGCACAGAUUCAUGCUAAUCCAUACCUCUUACCAUAAAGUGUUACAGAGCUUAGUCAGCUCAGUCAAUAACUAUUAAAUGCUAUGGCCUCAUCAGAACAUUCCAACAUAUAGAGAUCAUUAGGUCUCUAAAUGCUGGAAUGCUAGCUAAUUGCUAGAGCAUUUCUAGCACCAGUUAAGCUUGGUAGCCAGCUGCUACACUGUGUAUGCUAUGCCCUUUCUUGAAAUAUAUUGCUAUGUGAUGAAAAGAGAAACUUUAGACAGGCAAACCCAGCACCACUAAGUACUUGAAAUAAAUUAUUUUCAGGAAAGUUCAAUAAAAGUUUCUUUUCCUUUAGGAA
Siniperca chuatsi (mandarin fish) is the source of this 6098-nucleotide messenger RNA. Its product is annotated as glycine receptor subunit beta-like. Gene Ontology annotation, molecular function: extracellularly glycine-gated chloride channel activity; neurotransmitter receptor activity; transmembrane signaling receptor activity. Bases 1853 to 3355 code for a protein of 500 amino acids. Lineage: Eukaryota; Metazoa; Chordata; Actinopteri; Centrarchiformes; Sinipercidae. Gene Ontology annotation, biological process: signal transduction; chemical synaptic transmission; chloride transmembrane transport. The record is from RefSeq and is a predicted model, not a curated record. The transcript has 13 exons. Gene Ontology annotation, cellular component: synapse; neuron projection; postsynaptic membrane.